AUGUGGAUUGAAUGGUUUAUUCGAUGUUCGAAAUCAAUUAGUAAUUGGCCAUUAAGACUUUUUUGUGAUGAAUGCAAACGACAUCGUUAUAUGCUUUCAUUUAGUCCACUUUUAUUUAUUAAUAAUCGAAAAAUUAAUAAUAUUUCAUUCAAUAAAUAUGAUUGGAAAAACAAUGAAAGAAAAUAUUAUAGGAAUAAAUAUCAUACACAAUCAACUUUAUUAGCUUCAUCAAUUAUUGGUGCUUUAACAAGUGCAGCUGUUGUAUUUUCAUGGAAAAAUGAUGGAGUCAGUGAUGAAGAAUUACAACAAGCAAGUUCUGAUGAAUAUUUACUUAAUAUGACGCAUAGCCAAGUUGAUGAAGCUUUACUCUCACUUGGUUGGGAAAAAAUUCUUCGAAAAGAUCAUUUAUUACUUUAUCGUAAAUAUGAUAAGGAUUUACAAGUUUAUUCAUAUAAAAUUUUCGGUACAUUUAAUGAUAUAUCUGCAAUAGUUUUUCUUCAAGUACAACUUGAUCUUGAUUAUCGAAUGAAAUGGGACGAUCAUGCAUUACGUUUAUCUAUAGUUGAUACAGAUGAAGAUACUCAAAGUGACAUUGUUCAUUGGAUACAAAAAUUCCCAUUUCCAUUAAAUAAUCGUGAUUAUAUUUAUGUUAGACGUUAUUGUCUUGAUAUAUCAAUAAGUACAUCGCCGAAAAUUAUUAUUAAAUGUCAUUCAACUAAUCAUCCUAAUGUUCGUAAUGAUACAAAAUCUGUACGAGUUAAUAAAUAUGAAUCAUCAAUGAUUAUUCAAUCAAAACAUAAACUUGAUGAAAAAGGAAUGAAAUUUUUAUUAACAUAUCAUGAAGAUGCAAAAGCAUCGAUACCUACAUCAACUUACUCAUAUUUAGCUCAAAGUGGAAUUCCUGAUUUUGUAGAAAAAUUACACAUUGCAGCUAAAAAACUUCCAAAAUAUAAGAAUAAUCAGACUAUAGCAAAUCAAGGCAUUACUGAUCAACGUAUGGCAAUGAAAUGGGUUCAGGAUAAUAUUGCACAAUUCGGAGGUGAUAAAAAUUCGCUUACACUUAUGGGUGAAUCGGCAGGAUCACAUUCAGUUUGUGUUCAUAUCGUAUCGUCAUUAUCUGCUGAUUUAUUUCAUGCUGGUAUACUUGACAGUGGAUCGUGCGAUAGUUUAUCCUCUUUGCGUGAUAAAUCAUUUGCUCAUUCAACAACAAAGGAUCUUGCAUUACUUGUUGGCUGUAAUAUGACUGAUGCAGUUCAACAACUAGCUUGUUUACGAGCUGUCAAUAGCACUUUAUUGGUAGCUUCUAUAGCUAAUGUGUCUAUUCCAUUGUCAACAUCAUUAGCAUUUAAAGAUCAAGAGAAAGUUGGUGGAAUUUUUCCAUUCACUUUGAUCGUUGAUGAAAUGGAAAUACCUGUUCAUCCACUGAAAGCUUUUCUAUCAGGAAAAGUUAAUCAAGUACCCAUAUUAACAGGAGCGAAUCAUGAUGAGUUUCUUUUGCGUACGCUGUAUGAAGAAUAUUUUCAUCCACCAACCAGUACUGAAGAUUAUUUGACUCGCAUUCUACCAAUUAUGACGUAUAAUGAUUCUAUACUUCAAGCAUUAUAUGCUCCAAGUCAAUUCAGUGGCAAUUAUUCACAAGCGUUUGUCGCCUUAUUAUCUCAAGAGAUCUAUCUCUAUAGUGCUCGUCGUAUGGCUGGAUACAUGUCUGAACAACCGACAUAUUUGUACACGUACACUCAUGCACCAGAAUUUUAUUGGUUGACAACACCAAACUUAAUUAUUUGGUCUCGUGCAUAUCAUACAGCUGAACUAUUUAGUUUGUUUCAAACACUGGCUGCUUCACUUUAUGGAGAUAAUAUUUUCGAACCCGAUGAAUUAUCUUUGGUCACAUCUCUUCGUCGAUAUUGGACAAAUAUGAUAACAAAAGGUCAACCUAAUAAUAAUGCUAGUUUAACAUGGCCUGAAUAUUCAUCUAACAGUGAUCAGGUUCUAGUACUGAAUAACAAUAUGUCCAUUACGACCUUCAUUAGAGUUUAUCCUAAUUGUAAUCUUUUAUCGAAUGUAAAAGUUAAAGUUUUCGGCGAAUACCUUGGUUUCAAUGCUACAUGUACAGUAAGAAAAAAAUGCUUUAUUAUUAAUUCUACAACAAUCACUAGUUCAACUACAAGGUCUGAUUCAACUGAAAGUACCAGCUCAAGCACAACUACCGGUUCAAUUAGUACUACCAAUUUAGCACCUACUAGCCUUAAUCUACGUUGCUGUCAGCUUAAUUUAAUUUUGCUUCUUUUCAUGUUUUGUAUUUUUAUUUUAACCUACUAA
Messenger RNA from Rotaria sp. Silwood2, 2319 nucleotides. Lineage: Eukaryota; Metazoa; Rotifera; Eurotatoria; Philodinida; Philodinidae. The record is from the annotation of a GenBank genome assembly.